This is a messenger RNA of Aedes albopictus (Asian tiger mosquito), 3444 nucleotides long. RefSeq names its product O-acyltransferase like protein (gene drd). The record is from RefSeq and is a predicted model, not a curated record. Gene Ontology annotation, molecular function: acyltransferase activity, transferring groups other than amino-acyl groups. Bases 923 to 3373 code for a protein of 816 amino acids. Lineage: Eukaryota; Metazoa; Arthropoda; Insecta; Diptera; Culicidae. The transcript is spliced from 10 exons.
AAUACCUUCCACCACACACGAGAGUAUAGAUUCUACAUCUGCGAUUUCAUCCGGCCUGCUCCAUGCGGUGACAAUGAAAAUCAUGUUUCUGUCUAGAACGCAAACGACGGCCGUACUUCUAAUGGAGCAACCUCCACCUUGCCACUAGUUGCGCGGGAGCACUUCAUCUAAGCUCUCCCCCGAGGGUUGUCAUGCUGUAGCAAUCAUUCUUUUCUCUCUGACUGCGUGUAUCAGCAAUCAGCGGCUCGGCCAGGCGACAUUGAAGUACGGUUUUUCGCGCAAUUUAAGCCGAGAAAAAUAAGCGCGCGAACUGCUGAUCGCUGCGGCCGGCGGCGGCCACUAACAGCAUUGUGUAGGUAUAUCCCAAUAUAUGCUGUUACUUUAUAGCGUGCAAUACGGCGGCGGCGCUCGCGGUAGAUAGCACCAGAGUGUGUGCAGUGAAUAUCAACUAGAUCCGAUCCGAUUUGAUGCUAAGCUAUGGUCCGCGGAGGCUAGAGGAGUUCGUUUCUUCUACAGGUGCAAAGUUAUGUAGGCAUUUGGACGGUAUCACGACUCCGUCAGUCUUUAUCGAACUUCUGAACGGAUAACGUUCCUGCUGUAGGGAGCCUGGACCCACCCCCAAUCACAACCGUCACUUAUCUCGGUAAACGGAAGCCAAUACUAUCGCGGGUUUGUGCAAAAGGGUUAGCGUCAUGACCCCAUGGUAACAGUGUGUCACUUCCGUCGGGAAUUACCAAAAUGUUUACUUAAAUUUGUUCAGCAUCAAUAGUGAAGAAACGACGCCGGUCAAGCAUCUCAUGGGAAGUAAACUCAAAAAUGAGAAAAUUAUGACGUUGGUGAUAAUUGUUAGGGCAAUUUGAAAUACCCUUCGAGGAAUAAUAUUCCUCAUCAAUAAGUGAUCUAAACGAAUAGUCGGAACGGAAUGGAAAUAACCAUGUAUGUCAAUAUUGUGAUAAGUUUAUUGGGGCUGACUGUGGCAGCCUCAUCCGUGACAGCCAACGAGAAGCAACAGUGCAACAGAGUGGUGGACCAACAAAGUUCCCUAGAAUAUCCCGGAGUGGAAAGCAAGCAAACGAAACAGCAAAACAGUGAUUCAAGCAUCAAUGUGACCGAUGAAGUAAAGUGGAAUUCAGUGAUUAUGGGUAGCAACAAAACAGUGCCAAGGGGGAAUCUUAGUGACGUUGACGAAUUCAUGCUUCAUGGGAUGCAGAACAAAUUUUCUAAACGGAAGCGCGAAAUAAUAUUUAUGGAGGAUGAGGACAAACUGAAAAUUGGAGCAGAUGAAGCAGAUUUCGUCGCGGCGCUCGGGAAAAAGUAUUUCUCCAUACAUGCACCAUUCAAUCCAGCGUACAGUCAAAAGGUGUCACCGGAAUGCAAACGAGCCGCCAAACGAUACCUCACCUCGCUUCGGGCGAUGGAAAUGUGGGCCCUGCGGAUGCACGACUCCAGCGCAAAGCUGAAUUCCGGCAUUCUGAAUGGAAACGUAAACCAGUUCGGCGACUACGAUCAGUGUCUGAGGAUAAGCGGCGGCGAGAAAAACAACGCCGCCGACCAGCAGCAUCUACAGGGACAGUACUGUCUUGCCGCCAUCCAACCGACUGUCGUCUCCAAUGCUGUUUUCCUGCAGCACGUGCUCAGCUUGGCACAAUCGCGUGGAAUUCUCACCAGUCAGCUCGACGAUCCUGGCCAUCGAGUACCACGCUUCUCCACCAUCAACUGGGCUCUGUGCAUUCCGUCAGCAUGUUCGUCCGAAGAUGUUCGUAAAUCACUUGACGAGUAUCUACAUGAUCAAACCCAGGGCAUCGGCCUCAAGAUGGAGGUGAGCAUCGAACCAGAAUCAUGUCAGAAGAAAAAUACUAUUUGGGAACGCUACUACACGAACACCACAGCGAUAGUGUGGAUCGGAUUUAUCGUCUACUUUGGCGUUGUCGUCCUGUCGACGAUAUAUGAAUGCAAAUCAGAGACAAAAAAUGAGUGGCUAACGUCGUUUUCGUUGGUUCGUAAUACGAAGGCCAUUUUCUGUGUUAAGGAGGACCCCAACGACGUGGCAUGUGUUCAUGGUCUACGAUUCUUGAAUGCAUUUCUCCUGAUCGUAGCUCACAAAUCGAUGGCCCUGUUCUACAAUCCAUACAUUAACCGAACGAGAAUGAGCGAGGGCCUAGGUCAACCAUGGACUGUUAUUGGACGUGCUGCGUCGCUGUUCACCGAUCCGUUCAUCAUGUUCAGCGGGUUCUUGACGACAUACUCGUUGAUCGGUCGGCUCAUGCGGGGUCAACGCGUGAAACUGUACCAGGACUACAUCGGACGAAUCCUUCGGAUAGCUCCUCCCUUGGCAGCUCUGAUCUUGUUUUGUACCUUUGUUCUACCGUAUAUAAGCAGUGGACCACAAUGGAAUCUAGUCGUCUCCAACCAUGGCGAACUAUGCAAGAAGUACUGGUGGCGCAACUUAAUGUUCAUCCAUAACUACUUUGGAUUCAAAAAUAUGUGCCUGACGCAUACGCACCACAUCGGCAUCGAUACGGAGCUAUUUGCGGUGUCGCCAUUGUUCAUUUACUUGAUAUGGAAAUGGCCCAAGAAAGGCACGAUCACACUGAUCGUCAUUGCUCUGGUGACGACACUGCAUCGGUUCUACAUCACCUACAAGCUGCGGUUAGCCAACUACGUGCAUUUUGGCACAUCUGUUAAGCAGUUAUUCGACACAGCCGAUAACAUGUACAUUCUGCCGUACUAUCGUCUUACGGUAUACCUGAUGGGUGUGAUGCUUGGCUAUUCAUGUCGGGCAUUCAAGCACAUUCGACUAACGCCGAACCAACUGCGACUGGGAUGGUACGUCAGCAGUUUCCUCCUGGCGUUGGCAUUCUUCGGUCCCGCACCGAUGGGAUCGAUUCACUACGAGUACAACGCCUUCCACGCGGCGAACUAUGCCGCUUUCUCGCCGAUCGCGUGGUGCAUAUUCUUCUCGUGGGUUGUGUUCACCUCCCACCUAGGAUAUAAAAAUACACUGGUGAACCUGCUCUCGUGGAGGGGAUUCCGGGUGACAACGAAGAUGUCCUAUGCCGUCUAUCUGACGCAGUUUCCAAUCUUCUUCUAUCAAGUGGGAAGAGUGAGAAGUUCGCUAUAUUACGACUUUGUCAUCACAGUAUUGUGCGACUUCAACGAGUACGGUGUAAUCUUCCUGGCAUCCUACCUGUUGACGGUCCUGUUCGAGACGCCCUACAGCAACAUCAAACGGUUGCUGUUCGACAAACGCCGGGAAAAGCAGCCCGCGCCGAAGCUUCACGACAAACAAGGCCAGCUGGACACUGCCUUGAAUAGCAGCAAAUCGAUCAUCUAUUCGACCGAUCCGAUCGCCAAGGAGCUAAAGGAUAGAUGAAACUCCUACGGGGUAACUUCUAGGCGGAACUAAUGUUAAGCAAUAAAAAAAGACUUACAGUGAUAUUUAUA